GUCAUUGUCAGUCAUUUGCCGUCAACACACAACAGAGAGAGAGGAACACCACAUGCAUCAAUCAUUCGCACCAUCCCGUCACACAAAUGGGCCUGACCUGCUCAUAUAAAUAAAGACCUGACUGACGUGGACACAGCACCUGUCCGUCCGUCACACCUUCUGCUGUCUUUCUAUGAAGGGCAAAAACGUGUGUGUGGAUAAGACCUAUAUGCAGCCAUGCAGACUAUGCACCCAAGACACCCACCCACCUAAACCCUCUCCCUCCACCACCACCACACCACACAGGAAAAGGCUUGAGCUAUUCGCUCAGCCGUCUAAUUGAUGCCCAGCACGAACCGCCCCUUCUUGUCGAAAUACCCCAGCUGCGACCACUCAAACUCACAGUCGCCAUUUCCGAGCUGCUCCUUGAAGCCCUUGACCACCUGGCCCCCCAAACCGCACUGGCCCGCCUCGUCCAGCCGCGCCUUGUGCACCACCUCACGCAGACCGAUCAGCCGGUGCGACCCCCCGACCCCAUCGCCGACAGCAAAGCACUGCAGCGGGGGCACACGCACGGCCUGGCCGCUCUCGUCAUGUCUCACCCCGCCCACCACCUCCCUGUUGCUCGUGGCCACGGUGGUCGCCUGCUUGACGAAGUGCGCCAUGGCCCCGUGGACGCGCCCGCCGAAGGUGGUGUCGGCGCGGAGGUUGAUGCCGUCGAGGGCCUGCUGGAUGCUUCCUGUGUCGUUGUUGAAGGCAGCGAUCUUCCAGGCGAUCGCGGGAGCCUCCUGUGGGCCCAAUGAGAUGGCUGAUGGGGACGCUUGGGGAUGUCCGCCGUCGUGAUGGGGUGCGAGUGGAAGCAGAUGAGUGAGUAGGGCCGCAAGCUCACGGUGAGGGCGGAGGGCCGCGUUGACGGCGUCCAUGGUCUGCUUGGGGAUCUCACUGUUGAGGAGGAUCAUUAGCUGGCCCUUGGCGAGCGCUUUCUGCCGCCACUGGCCGAUGCUAUUGGUCGGCAGUUCCUCAAUCGCGGCCCCGGCCCGCAGCAGCUCUCGCGCAACGUGCAUGUAGGCGUGCACACCGUGCGGCGGAGUCAUCAUGAGACGUGGGUCGGCUCGGCAGGGGAAGGGCGGGAGAAAGCGGCCGCUGGUGAGCUCCAUGUCAAUCCUCUGCACCGCCACCUCUAGAGGCGUCACCUGAUUAAUGGAAGAAAUGAGUGUCUCGUGUGGCGUCGUGGUGGUGUGGUUUGGUUAUUGCGCACCGGUAUGGGUGUGCCGGCACGGUUGUGGAUCUCGCUGAGGGGCAGCUUGCGGCAGCAGUAGCUGAGGACGUUCAAGCAAGCCUGCAUGGCUGCGCGCUGGAUGAAGCCCACGUCCAGCACACAGCCGUGCUGCACCAUCUGAUCCAGAAACCUGGACACACACCACACCCACCACAGGGAACAUCAAAGACGAAUCAAAUCACCGAAUCGCCCAGCCCGCGCUCUCUCUCACCCAUCGACGAAGCGUGGCCCGAAGAACUUGAGCAUGUCCACGAGAAAGGCGGUCGUGGUCUCCGCCUCAGUGGCCAGAAUGGGGUCGUAGUCCAGCAGCCGAGUGAAAGCCUCGAGCAGGUUGGCAAGGAACUGGACCUUCGCCUCGGAUGUGUUCGCCCCCUUUCGGUGCUUGCCGAGCUCGAUGAGCCCCAGGUUGAUGAUGGCUAGGCCCCGCACUCCAACGCGACGCUGCAGCAACACAUCAACCGCCGCCAAAUUGGCGGAAACCAGCGCCAUAACAAUUGGACAGCGAUGCUGGGACGACCAACACACACACAGACAAACACACACAUACGGUAUCUGCACACCCUUUGACACCCUCCCAACCCCCCUUCCCCCCUCCCUCCCUCACCGUGGUGCCGUUGGUGCUGCCCAUCUGCACAAUAGGGGUGAGCGGGACGGCCUCGUCGAUGCGGUUGGGGUCGGCACGGCCGUCGGCGAUGAGUGCUUCGAGUAUGGCCGCCUGGGCCUCUCGUGACGGCCACAACGGGAGCAUGACCUCGGACACGCCGCGGUCGUUCCACACGGACGGCAUCUCCGGCAGGGCAUCGUCGAUGGCGAGCGACAGCAAAGUGACGCGGUAGGGGAAUGACUGGCCUGGGGCGCAAGUGACCUGACACCCACACAAACACAUACGCACAGAGAACCAUCCGUCUGCGUGUCCGCUGCCGGUGCGUGCCUUACCAU
Molecule: messenger RNA, 2197 nt
Organism: Vitrella brassicaformis
Lineage: Eukaryota; Vitrellaceae
Source: the annotation of a GenBank genome assembly